Molecule: messenger RNA, 3589 nt
Organism: Pocillopora verrucosa
Lineage: Eukaryota; Metazoa; Cnidaria; Anthozoa; Scleractinia; Pocilloporidae
Source: RefSeq, a predicted model, not a curated record
UUCAAACGUAAAUAUCGUCAUGGCGAUGGAAUACAGCAAAGAGCAGCUCAACUACUACAGGAUUUGUUACGUUGUCACUGAUGUAUUAACUGAUGGUCUGCGAAUAAUCUUCAAACAAGAAUGGGACAAUCGCUACGGUGCAACAACGUCAGGGGAAUGGAAGGAUGAACCAAGAAAUGGAGUGGACUUUAAAAACAAGGAAUCUGCUCGGAACCAAAAAAGAAAUGCGCAUCUCCUUACAACCAUGAUUGGCGGAAACAGAGCAGAAUGGGAUUGUACGAUGCUUUUCUAUGCUAUUCUUUACUCAGAUUGUAUUCACAGCCUCAGCCCAGUUGUCAGAUCAAAUGUCGAUGCCCUCAGAAAGUUUCGAAAUGAAGAUUUUGCGCACAUGUCGGAAGGAAACCUUUCAGACCUGCAGUUUCAAAACAUCAUUGGCAAAGUUGACACUGCAUUUCAAGCGCUCGGUCUUUCCACAAUGAAAAUUCAAGAGAUUAAAAAUCAAACGAGCUUUCCCACGGAGGAACUGAAAGAUGUCUUGAAAAUGGUUGACGAUCUUAAGCAGGAGCUUCAGGAGAAAGAGCGCGAAAGACAGGUCCUUGAAGAUCAGUUAAACAAUGAUAUCUCCCCCUUCUGUGUCCUCCCUCCUAAACCCUCACAUGACGUAACAAGUCGCGACCGAGAGGUGGCCGAAAUAAUGCAACAGCUUAGAGAACUUAAAACAGCAAAUAAAGACAGGUUAAGUUACCUUUACAUCUCCGGAAAUCCUGGAAGUGGAAAGUCUCAACUAGCGGGUCUUGUGACUGAACGAUUCUACAGAGAAAUUAAAGAUCUUCCAGAUGGUACCUCAUUUGUGAUGACGAUAAAUGGUGAAAGUCCAGAUACUGUGCUACAAUCAUAUGUGGCUUUUUCACGGCGUCUUAAGUGUCCCGAGUACGCGGUGACAACCACCCUCCAUUCAGAGGACUUGACAACAAAUGAGAAAAUCACCAAUCUUAGGGCAUUGAUCGGAACGAAAAUUGGGCUUUAUACAUCGUGGCUGCUCGUAGUUGAUAAUGUCGCGAGUCUAUCACAUGUGCAUGUCCAUCUACCCGAAGCCGAAAAUGAGAUGUGGGCAAGAGGCCAGUUGCUUAUCACAACUCAAGACAGUGGGUCAAUUCCUCAAGCAAGUUCCUUCAACAAACACAUCUCAAUAAGCAACGGAAUGAAUCUUGAUGAUGUCAGUUGUUUAUUGGAAAAGCUCUCAGGAAUCACGGACAAAGAGAUGGAAAUCAAAGUUGCUCAGGCGUUGGACUACCAGCCUCUCGCCUUGGCAAGUGCCGCCACUUAUGUCAGAGAAGUUCGACAGACAUCUAAUUUUGGCUGGAAAGACUAUCUUGCAAAACUUGAAACAGGCCAAAGAAAUGCCAUGGAGACAUUUCUUGCCGAAGUCAACCCAAGCUAUGCAAAGUCCAUGACCACAGCAACAACACUGGCCGUAGAAACAGCUAUGGAAUCCAACAAAAUUAUGCAUCACGCCUUUAAUUUCCUGUCCCUGUGUGCACCACAACCAUUAAGUCUUAAUAUCAUUGAAGACUUUAUCACAAGUGUGGAUAAAGAAAUUCAAGACAAAGAGAUGAUUCGUUUGAAGAUACAAAGGUGCUCCCUGCUGAUGUUUGAAAGAGACGAAACUGACGUUUACAUUCGUGUGCAUCAGGUUGUACAUAAUUCCAUUAAGACUUUGGCUGCAGCUCAUUCGGAUGAUAAGCACAACGAGGUCGUCAGUGGAGUGAUUGGAUCAUUCAGUCGUUUUGUAGAAAAAUAUCUAUCAAGGGACAACGACGAGUUCUAUGCUCUAAUAAACAGCAGACAUGUUACUCAUUUGAUAAAUUUAGCCCCAGAACUUGAGAGAUGUUUUUCUAAGAAGGUUAUUUCUCAAGUCGACCAAAGUGGCUUUUUGAUCAAGAACCAUGCGAUGGACCUCCGUAGAAUGAGUAAAUUUUGCUAUAUGCAUAGUGAAUACGAAACUUCAAGACGUUUCAUCGAUAUGGCAUUAGACUUAACCAUUGUCAACGAGCACGACCCUGGCUUAGAUAUUGCAGUUAUCUACCAACACGUGGGUGAGGUGCACAAAAAGCUGGGUGACCUGAGUCAGGCAAAGGAUUAUCAUGAUCGUGCACUGGCCAUUCGUCUGAAAAAGCUUGGACCUGACCAUGUUGACGUUGCAAAUUCUUACAAUAGCCUGGGUAUUGUACACAUGGAGCUGGGUGACCUGAGUCAGGCAAAGGAUUAUCAUGAUCGUGCACUGGCCAUUCGUCUGAAAAAGCUUGGACCUGACCAUGUUGACGUUGCAAGUUCUUACAAUAGACUGGGUAUUGUACACUAUGAGCUGGGUGACCUGAGUCAGGCAAAGGAUUAUCAUGAUCGUGCACUGGCCAUUCGUCUGAAAAAGCUUGGACCUGACCAUGUUGACGUUGCAAGUUCUUACAAUAGCCUGGGUAUUGUACACAAAAAGCUGGGUGACCUGAGUCAGGCAAAGGAUUAUCAUGAUCGUGCACUGGCCAUUCGUCUGAAAAAGCUUGGACCUGACCAUGUUGACGUUGCAAGUUCUUACAAUAGCCUGGGUAUUGUACACAAUGAGCUGGGUGACCUGAGUCAGGCAAAGGAUUAUCAUGAUCGUGCACUGGCCAUUCGUCUGAAAAAGCUUGGACCUGACCAUGUUGACGUUGCAAGUUCUUACAAUAGCCUGGGUAUUGUACACGAUGAGCUGGGUGACCUGAGUCAGGCAAAGGAUUAUCAUGAUCGUGCACUGGCCAUUCGUCUGAAAAAGCUUGGACCUGACCAUGUUGACGUUGCAAGUUCUUACAAUAGCCUGGGUAUUGUACACGAUGAGCUGGGUGACCUGAGUCAGGCAAAGGAUUAUCAUGAUCGUGCACUGGCCAUUCGUCUGAAAAAGCUUGGACCUGACCAUGUUGACGUUGCAAGUUCUUACAAUAGCCUGGGUAUUGUACACGAUGAACUGGGCGACCUGAGUCAGGCAAAGGAUCAUCAUGAUCGUGCACUGGCCAUUCGUCUGAAAAAGCUUGGACCUGACCAUGUUGACGUUGCAAGUUCUUACAAUAACCUGGGUAUUGUACACGAUGAGCUGGGUGACCUGAGUCAGGCAAAGGAUUAUCAUGAUCGUGCACUGGCCAUUCGUCUGAAAAAGCUUGGACCUGACCAUGUUGACGUUGCAAGUUCUUACAAUAGCCUGGGUAUUGUACACUAUAAGCUGGGUGACCUGAGUCAGGCAAAGGAUUAUCAUGAUCGUGCACUGGCCAUUCGUCUGAAAAAGCUUGGACCUGACCAUGUUGACGUUGCAAGUUCUUACAAUAGCCUGGGUAUUGUACACGAUGAGCUGGGUGACCUGAGUCAGGCAAAGGAUUAUCAUGAUCGUGCACUGGCCAUUCGUCUGAAAAAGCUUGGACCUGACCAUGUUGACGUUGCAAGUUCUUACAAUAGCCUGGGUAUUGUACACGAUGAGCUGGGUGACCUGAGUCAGGCAAAGGAUUAUCAUGAUCGUGCACUGGCCAUUCGUCUGAAAAAGCUUGGACCUGACCAUGUUGACGUUGCA